UGCCUUUCAGGCCAGUUAAGUCUCAGCCUCUGUCAUGUCCCGCAGUCGCUGGGCAGAGUUACCAGCAGCUCGCCAGCUGUCAGCAUGGACCAAGGAACCAUCCUGGUGAGGUUCCUCAGGCAGGUGCGCAACAAAGAGGAGAUAACCUCGGGGGAGUUUCUGAGAUUGAAAAGGCAGUCAGUGAAAAACAAGAAUGAUAAAGUCUACCCGACAGGCCAAGCAGAGAAGAAAGAAAAUGCCAAGAAAAAUCGUUACAAAGACAUUGUACCCUUUGAUCACAGCCGAGUGCAGCUGUCGCUGAUCAUUUCCGACAGUGAUUCUGAUUAUAUCAAUGCCAAUUUCAUCAAGGGAGUGUAUGGACCAAAAGCUUAUAUAGCAACACAAGGUCCUUUGCCCCAUACAGUAACGGACUUCUGGAGGAUGCUGUGGGAAUAUAAUGUCCUGGUCAUAGUCAUGGCGUGUCGUGUGAUUGAAAUGGGGCGGAAAAAAUGUGAGCAAUACUGGACAGGCAUGGGGGAGGAUCCAUACCGGAACGGUCCUUUCUGUGUUACCUGUGAAGAAGAGAAGACCAAGCCAGAAUAUGUCAUCAGAACAUUGAAAGUUCAGUUUCAAAAGAUCUGUCGGACUGUGUAUCAGCUUCACUAUAUCAACUGGCCAGAUCAUGACAUUCCAUCUUCAAUCGAUCCCAUCUUGGAGUUGAUCAGAGACAUGAGGCAUUAUCAACCACACGACGACAAUCCCAUCUGUAUCCACUGCAGUGCUGGCUGUGGAAGGACCGGUGUGAUCUGUGCUAUUGAUUAUACCUGGAAGCUGCUGAAGGAUGGGAUUAUUCCAGAAAAUUUCAGCAUUUAUGACCUGAUUCAAGAAAUGAGAACACAGAGACCAUCAAUUGUACAAACCAAGGAACAGUAUGAGCUGGUCUAUAGGGCAAUCAGUGCUCUGUUUGAGAAGCAGCUAGAAUUCCUAAACACCAACGCAACUUUCCAGGAAGAUGAGAUGAUUGAGCCCUCUGUGCAAUUAGAGAGACCUCAGCAGCCAUCAAAAUCCACUCCUUUUUCAACAAACUCAUCACGUCACAGUUCACCAAAAGAGGAGAGGAGUUUGCGAAACAUGGCACAAGAGAUCACUGAUUUACAAUCAUCAGAACAACACAACCAGUUGGAUUUCUGCUUCCUUGGAAAUGAUCAAGCUUGUGGAUUAAUCACAGAUUUGAACAGGAGCCCCGGUAAUUGUAGCAAAGUCUCUCAGUCACCUGAGGACAUGCCGCCCUCCAUUACUAGAUGUCCUCCAGAGAUAUGGCCCGAUAGGCAGCUGAGUUCGAACAGUGUUGGGACAUUAUGGGGAGAAGUGUCCCAGGACUCAGCAAGACAGAUGCAGGAAACAAAAGAGUUUACAAGCAAGACCUGUUUGACCAGGGCAAAGUCGAAUCCCUUUACUGCCAUGAGCCAGGAUCUUGAACACCACACAGAAUCGCUUAACGUUAAGCAAUGCAACUUCUUUUCUUCUUUGGAAGAUCUACUGAGUGCCUCUUCCAGUGGCUGUUCCUCAUCCAGAUCAAACAGUUUACCACCACCUGGAAAGACCUGGAACUCCUGUCACUGGGAAUCUGCUCAAGAAGGGAAUGCCAACAUUCUUGAAGACCCAGAGGAGCAACAUGCUAUGCAUUUUGCAUCCCCUGCUCAUUUUCCAUUCACUUAUUUCACAGAAGAUCCUUAUUUCUCACCUCCCAACUCAGCUCAGCUCCAGGAGAAUAGCCUCUCAUGCCCGGAUUCCCCCUGCUAUUACCUUGAAAAUCUGAUUCCAGUCCGGAGUCGGUCUGAGAAUGAUUACAGCGAGCUGCCGUUAUUCCCCAGAUACAUGGAAACGGCUCUGACCCAGCCACUGGAGAAAGCAGACCAUCAUCACAGUGCUCUUGAAGUAAAGGAAAAUCAUUCCGAUGAAGAAACUCCUCCUCCACUGCCAGAGAGAACUCCAGAAUCCUACAUGCUCCCAGACAAUCCCGAUCCAGCGCCAAUUCCUACAACAACUUGGAAAAUUGGAUCAUCUUUGGAAUGGAGUGGAUCUACACAGCCCAGGACCUUUGUGGAAUCCAAAAACAUGCAGACACGGAGUAAGAGUUUAAAGUUGAGAGCCUUUAGAGUGGAAAGAAAGUGUGACUUGUUAUCGCUUCCAAAUGCAAUCACCUUACCUCAAUCUGGACCACCUUCAUCACCUGAGACCGACAACUCCAGAUCAGUAGCCGAUUCCAACAAGCCCUUUGCAAGGAGCAAGAGUUUGAAAAUUCUCCGAAGUAUGAAGAAGACCAUAACCUGUGCUCCUGCACUGACAAAGACUUCAGAGACUGAACCAAGCACAGAACACACUCGCUCAUUUCUGAACUUUGGAUUUAAGAACCGCUUUGUGAAAACCAAAGGACCACGAAAUCCUCCUGAAGACUGGAUCUGAAACAGCCUCCUCUUUAAAUACUCACAUGCCCUGAAACCAAAUGGGACGAUGCUCAUUUCUUGGAAUCAGGCUCAUUUUUGGAUUUAUUGGGUCUUCUAGGGAAUGCAUAACUGUUCACAAAAAGGAAAGACAAAGACUCUUCUUCCCCUUCAAAGGGAGUUGUGCACGACUGAGUGAGAUCACAUUCUCUGAAAUGGUGCAUUUCCAAGCUUUUGUUUCCCCACAGUUUCACACGUUGAAUUCCCAAACAAAGCAGGAUCCUGAUUCCGUGCCUCAUUCAAGAACAGUUUCAAUAACUCAGGAUCACGAUCAGAUCUAUUUACAUAGUUGAACCUUAUAAGCAUGAACUGUUGCACCUUUUUAAAAAUCUAAGGCCUCAUUGUGCUCGUCCUCUGUAGAAGCAUUUAUGCAUGAUUAAGGAAGUAAUCAGUCACACACUGAAAUCAGGAUGGGUUUGUGCGCGUGCAUGCAUGUCUGGCAAAAAUGCAGUGAAUGCCAGGUUUACAGUUGCAGAUUUUCCUACUGACUGGCACUGUCUUUAUCUGCCAUUUGUAUAUUUUCAGUGGGUUUGGAGAUGAAUUUCUAAUGAAUAUAUUUAAAAUCCAAAGUUUUUGUGAAAAUUGGCUGUGAUUUGUAUUUUCAUUAGAGUUUCUUUAAAUCACAAACAGGAGCAAUGCAGAUCCAGAAACAGCAUGGACAGGGUGUUUUUCUUAUUCGUUUCUGGGACGUUGGCAUUAUUGACCAGGCCAGUUUAUUGUCCAUCCCAAAAUUGCCCUUAAGAGAUUGUUUCUAAGCUGCCUUCUUGAACUACAGCAGACCAUGUGGUGCAGAGGAAGCUGCAGUGAUGUGAGGAAGUCCCAGUUUCUGACCCAGAGACAGCUAUAUAUUUCCAAGUCAGGAUGGCUCGGUGUCUUGGAGAGUAACUUAUAGGGGGUGGUGUUCCUACGCAUCUGCCAUCCUUGUCUCUCUAAGUGAUAAAGGCUGUGGGUUUGGAAAGUACAGCUGAAGGACCCUUUGUGAAUUGCUGCAGUCUAUCUUGUAAAUGGAACACACACAUACCAUCAUGCAUCAGGGUAGAGGAAGUGCAUACUUAAGGUGAAGAGGCUGCCAAUCAAGUGGGAUGGUUUGUCCUGGAUGAUGUCAAGCUUCUUGAGUGUUGUUGGAGCUGCACCCAUUUAGGUAAGUAGGGAAUAUUCCAUCACACUCCUGACACCUUGUAGAUGGUGGAAAGGCUUUGGGCAGUCAGGAAGUGAGUUGUUUGCUGUGGGAUUCCUAGUGUCUGAUGUGUUUAUAUAGCUACAGUAUUUAUACGAUUAGUCCAGUUCAGAUUUGGACAAUGGUAACCCGUCAAAGAUAUUGAUAGUAGAAGAUUCUGCGAUGGUAAUGCCAUAAAAUAUCAAGGGAUUGUGGUUAAAUUAACUCUCGUUGGAAAUGGUCAUUUCCAGGCAGUUGUGUGGUGCAAAUGGCAGGGAAAGAGCAUGAGCAUGGUGAAUCUAAUGGAAUAGUGGGGUGUGAGGCGAGACAUCAAGAGGUGGUUGCUGGCUGUAAUCUAAUUUCUGAGAAGUGACUUUAUAUUCCUAAUCACCAUAAGGAUACAAUCUCUGAUUUUCACUUUUCAGAUUUGGGACCAUGCUCAAAGGACAUAUUGGUGUCAAAAUUCAUUCAAUGGAUUUAAGAUGGAUACACAAUCUCUUCAAAUUAACUUAUACAAUGUUUGCUGGGUUUGCUAUGGCAGCAGAUUCUUCAGUUGGAGAUAUAAAUGGGUUAUGUAGUCACUAGAUGGAGCCAACUUAGCAUAAAAACUUUACUUCACAGAGUGUUGCAAGA
Stegostoma tigrinum is the source of this 4272-nucleotide messenger RNA. RefSeq names its product tyrosine-protein phosphatase non-receptor type 22-like. The coding region runs from base 85 to 2445 and encodes 786 amino acids. Gene Ontology annotation, molecular function: non-membrane spanning protein tyrosine phosphatase activity. The record is from RefSeq and is a predicted model, not a curated record. Gene Ontology annotation, biological process: peptidyl-tyrosine dephosphorylation. The transcript has 21 exons. Gene Ontology annotation, cellular component: nucleus; cytoplasm. NCBI's taxonomy places the organism in Eukaryota, Metazoa, Chordata, Chondrichthyes, Orectolobiformes, Stegostomatidae.